Molecule: messenger RNA, 804 nt
Organism: Centruroides sculpturatus (bark scorpion)
Lineage: Eukaryota; Metazoa; Arthropoda; Arachnida; Scorpiones; Buthidae
Product: zinc finger SWIM domain-containing protein 7-like
Exons: 6
Coding region: 221-631 (136 amino acids)
Biological process (GO): double-strand break repair via homologous recombination
Cellular component (GO): Shu complex
Molecular function (GO): zinc ion binding
Source: RefSeq, a predicted model, not a curated record
UAAUAUUCCUGCGACAUAAUUUAAAAUAUUCGUGAUAAAAAUCAAUAUUUCCCGAAAGAAUUUUUAAUUAAUGGGAGAUGCGAAAAUAUAUGUUACAUUUUUCACCGAAAGAGGGCGCGGUUAUUUUAAACGAGUAGCGUGAAAGUAUGCACAUGUUUUGAUCACAUGUAAACAAGAAACCGAUUUUAGACCUUCAAACAAGUUUAAAUAAACCUCAAUAAUGGAACAAGUUUUGAAUGAAGUUAUCAAGGAAUUAUUAAAGCAAGUGGAAACAACAUACAAAGAAAAUAAUAAGCUCACAGAUGAAUUGUUGUCUCAACUUAAUUUUAUAUUUAAGACUCCGCUUCUGUCGGCGCUCGAUUUAAUCGAUCAUCAAAAGGUGAUACACAUAAGCACACCGAGUAAAAGAGAAUUGUUUCAAGUGAUCGGCAGUUCGGGAUUAUUGUAUCUCUGCUUUCAAAGUAGCAAUUAUUGUAGUUGUUUGGCAUACAGAUAUUCAGUUUUAAGAAAAGAAGAAUAUCCUAUGUGUAAACACGUUUUAGCUGCUAGACUCAGUCAAGCCAUGGGACUUUGCAAGGAAGUUCAAUAUUCGGACAAAACCUUAGCAUUAAUGAUUGCUAACAUAGAAUGAUGUCAAAUUGUUUAUAUUAAGUAACAUAACUCAUUAUACAAUGUAAUAUUGUACUGCUUACAGAUGAAUUUUUAAUAUUUUAAGAAAUUUAUUUAUAAUUUAAAUUAUCGAUUUUUGUCACAGGUAUACUUCAAAUUUAAGAUAACAAGUGUAACAAUAAUAAUAAUAAUAAA